Molecule: messenger RNA, 1112 nt
Organism: Carassius gibelio (silver crucian carp)
Lineage: Eukaryota; Metazoa; Chordata; Actinopteri; Cypriniformes; Cyprinidae
Gene: rpl5a
Product: ribosomal protein L5a
Exons: 8
Coding region: 153-1046 (297 amino acids)
Biological process (GO): translation; ribosomal large subunit assembly
Cellular component (GO): ribosome; cytosolic large ribosomal subunit
Molecular function (GO): structural constituent of ribosome; 5S rRNA binding
Source: RefSeq, a predicted model, not a curated record
CACGACGCUAGAGGCGCACACACUUUUGACUCCGAGUGUUUUGAUUUUCCGGCCGCAGCGCAGCAUGAACUUCCUUUUCACAGUGCAGCGGGAGCAAUAUCGGAGUCUGAAGACUUCAGUCUCCCAACCUAAAGGAGAAAAACGAUCACAAAAUGGGCUUCGUCAAGGUUGUUAAGAACAAGGCGUAUUUCAAGAGAUACCAGGUCAAGUUCAGGAGGAGGAGAGAGGGAAAAACUGACUACUUUGCCCGCAAGCGUCUUGUCAUUCAAGACAAGAACAAGUACAACACACCGAAGUACAGGAUCAUCGUUCGACUCUCCAACAGGGAUAUUGUUUGCCAGAUCGCAUAUGCCAAAAUUGAAGGCGACGCGAUCGUCUGCGCUGCUUACUCUCACGAGUUGCCAAAGUAUGGCAUUGCUGUUGGACUGACAAACUAUGCUGCUGCCUACUGCACCGGUUUACUGUGCGCACGCAGGCUGCUGAAUAAGUUUGGUCUGGAUAAGGUCUAUGAAGGCCAGGUUGAGGUGACUGGCGAUGAAUUUAAUGUGGAAAGCAUUGAUGGCCAGCCAGGGGCAUUUACAUGUUACCUGGAUGCUGGACUCGCCAGAACCACCACAGGGAAUAAGGUGUUUGGAGCUCUCAAAGGAGCAGUUGAUGGAGGACUGUCCAUUCCUCACAGCACUAAACGGUUCCCAGGCUAUGACAAUGAAAGCAAGGAGUUCAAUGCGGAGAUGCACCGGAAGCACAUCAUGGGCCAAAAUGUGUCCGAGUACAUGAGCUAUCUGAUGGAGGAGGACGAGGAGCAGUACAAGAAGCAGUUCUCCCGCUUCAUCAAGAAUGGCGUCACACCCGACUCUGUUGAAGAGAUGUACAAAAAGGCCCAUGCUUCCAUACGCGAGAACCCAGUUCAUGAGAAGAAGCCCAAGAGAGAGGUUAAGAAGAAGAGGUGGAACCGUGCCAAGCUGACUCUGGCCCAAAGGAAGGACCGUGUGGCCCAGAAAAAGGCCAGCUUCCUUAGGGCUCAGGAUGCUGCUGCAGAUGACUAAAAAGAUGAAGUGUAAACUGCUCCAAAGAAAGUGUGCACCUUUUCCAAAUAAAUAAUUUGGAAAGAA